CUUGGAGAUUUCUGCUCCGCAAAGUGCCGGCCGCACGGCUAAGUGAGCUCUUCCCUCCCAGUCUUGGAACUGCCACACACACACACACACCCUCCUUGGCUUAUUUGCAAAAGCUUUGGCUCAGCCAAGCUCCGCCCCGCUCCCCUGUUUGUGCAUUAAAGUGACGUGUCCUCUCUUUCCUGAGCACUUUGCCAGAGACCGGGGAAGCCCAAUGGUCCUGCCUGCUGCGCGCCCGUGACUGAUGCCAGCCUAGAGCGGCCGGGGAUGGUGGUGGAGGCUGCGGCGUUGCCAGGUAGGCCCCCAGCUCAUUAUUUUGUGUGUGCCCUGUCAAUCCAUUCAGCCAGGGAGCUGCUCAGAGAGGCCAGUGCCCCAAACCCCGCUCAGACAUGUUGUGCAGGUGUCGGUACGUAUAAAGAAGGGUCUGUGCAAGUGAUGAGCCGCGGCGUUUAUUUUGGAAGCCUCUGGCCACCUCAGCUGCAGGGCACAGACUACUGUGCAUGCACUGAACCGGGGUGAGUAACUGUGCAUGUGUGCAAUGAACCCGCAGAGUUUGUGCCUGGCAUGUAACGGGUAGUCCAGCUGUGGCACACACAAUGAUCCUGAGUGCGACUCAUGCUGCCCCACUGAAUUUGGCAGGAGCCGGUUCCUCUGUGCUAGAUCAUCUUUUCCACUGUAUCCAGGAAUGGACGUUGUGAGUGAGAGAGUUGCUCCAAUUCUGCUUCUCGAGGGACAAAGCUUAGACUCUGGGCAUUCGUUUUAUUUUAAAAUUGGGAACUGCCACUAGAUGCAAGACAGGGAGUUCAAACAUACCAGCGAAUCACAUCGGGUCCCAUGAAAUGGCCCUCUGGUUGGUGCCGGGAGCAUCUUUCCGCGGGAGAUAACCCCUCCGGAGCCUGCCUCCCUGUGCGCCGGCGAUGAAGGCCAAAAGCAAAGGAACGAAACAUCGGCACGUGGUCGCCCAAGACGCUCUCGGCCAAGAACCGACCCAGAACAGCGAAGCAGCUCUGAAAUGCUCGCGGCGCACGGAGAAGAGGAACCCGGAGAGCCGCAAGGCCUCCACGCGGCCUGCCAAGCGCCCCUGGAGCAGCAAGGAGCGGUGCAUGCGCCGGCUGGAGAGCAACGAGCGGGAGCGCCAGCGCAUGCACAAGCUCAACAACGCCUUCCAGGCCUUGAGGGAGGUCAUCCCGCACGUCCGGGCCGAGAACAAGCUCUCCAAGAUCGAGACCCUCACCCUGGCCAAGAACUACAUCAAGUCUCUCACCUCGACGGUCCUCCGCAUGUCCAACGGGCACCUCCCGGUCGUCGAGGGGUCCGGCUCUAGCGGCAGAUCCAAACUGUACGAACAUUACCAGCAGCAGCAGCAGCAGAGCAGAGAGGAGGAACCAGCUGAGCAGCUCCAGAAGUAUUCCACCCAGAUCCACAGCUUCAGGCAAGGCAGCUAAAGUGAGCGUCCGGUCCCCGGUUUUGCAUUUCUGUUUCUGGGGGGCGUGCCAACAUUGCGGAGCACCAGCGUGCGAUUUUUCUCCAGUCCGCUGCCAAAGCUUUUGUGAGGAACACUUGUUUGGAAGGAGCUGUACCUUCUUCUGGUUUGACGCGUGGUAGGUGCUACUGGUUACAUCCAGAACGCUUGCAGAGAUGUCUGCAAGACCUGGACAAUAACAAUGGCUCAGACACAGGGGAAAUGUGGAAAUGUAGUGGGAAGAAGCUGCAAGGAACGGCGUGGUGUAGUAGCGAAGAGUGUGUUGGACUUGGACUGAGAAGACCCGAGUUCAAAUCCAGCCAUGGAACUCACAGGGUGACUCUGGGCCAGUCACUUCUCUUGUAGUCUAACCUACCCCACAAGCUUGUUGUGAGGAUAAAAGUAACUCUGUACACUGUUUGGGGCUCUUUGGAAGAAGGGCAGGAUGGAAAUGCAAAAACAAAUAGCAGCUCGAUGAAAAUGUCAAGCCAGCGUUGGGGGCUGUGAAAUCGGCAAAUUCCACACUGUAGAACUACUAAUAUUAGAAUGCUUUUGUAUAAAUGCCACGGCCUUUUGGACUACUGUGCAGUUCUGGUUGCCGCAUCUCAAAAGCGACAUGAGAGAGCUGGAAAAGGAGGCAGCAGACAUAACUAGGGGGCUGGAGCACCUUCUUUCCAAGGAAAGGCUACAGAGUUUAGGAUUUUAUUAGUUUAGGGAAAAAAAAGGCAACAAAUGGAGAACAUGAUGGAUUUUUUCUGAAAGUAUGCAUGAUGUGGAGGAACAUAGGAAGCUGCCGUAUACUGAGUGAGACCCUUGGUCUAUCUAGCCCAGUAUUGUCUUCACCGACUGGCAGCAGCUUCUCCCAGGUUGCAGGCAGGAAUCUCUCUCAGCCCUGUCUUGGAGAUGCUGCCAAGGAGGGAACUUGGAACCUAGAUGCUCUUCCCAGAGCGGCUUCAUCCCCUGAGGGGAAUCUCUUGCAGUGCUCACACUUCUAGUCUCCCCAUUCAUAUGCAAUCAGGACAGACCCUGCUUAGCUAAGGUUGCAAGUCAUGCUUGCUCCCACCAGACUAGCUCUCCUCCUCGGCAUAAAGCAGCUUCAUAUGUUACAGUAAUGAAUGGAGACAUCCAGGCAUCAACACUGGGCUGUUGUUCAUAUUUAUUGGAUCUGGACCUGUGAUGCCUGGAAGAACGCUUAAUUUAUCUGUGUCCAGCACCUACCACAACUGAGGCUGGAAGGAGCUGUCGUCUUGUUCAAAACUGUAAAUAAUCAUAUGGCUAGUAUUUUGUUGUAGGUGUGUUGAUCUGAAAAUGAAGACAUUGUGUAGUUUAAUCGCGUUGAUUUGCAAUGAGGGUGUGGUUGGUUAAGCUAAUUCUGGGCCAGCUGGGAGCAAUGUGAAAAAUGAAACGAUCACAUAUUGCGAAACAUAAUAAAAAGAUUGAAUGGCA
Messenger RNA from Hemicordylus capensis (graceful crag lizard), 2905 nucleotides. It is a transcript of the gene BHLHA15, whose product is annotated as basic helix-loop-helix family member a15. The record is from RefSeq and is a predicted model, not a curated record. Gene Ontology annotation, molecular function: protein dimerization activity. The transcript is spliced from 2 exons. The coding region runs from base 915 to 1442 and encodes 175 amino acids. NCBI's taxonomy places the organism in Eukaryota, Metazoa, Chordata, Lepidosauria, Squamata, Cordylidae.